Messenger RNA from Rotaria sp. Silwood1, 723 nucleotides. Lineage: Eukaryota; Metazoa; Rotifera; Eurotatoria; Philodinida; Philodinidae. The record is from the annotation of a GenBank genome assembly.
AUGCACAUCGUAUUUCGCUUGGUGUUGAUUGUUGCACUAGUCGUCAUCCUCGUUCAUAGUCAGGGUGCUCGUGGUGGAAGUCGAGGUGGUGGAAGCCGUGGUGGUAGUGGCUAUAGAGGUGGUACAAAUCGUGGAAGUACUUGUCAAGGUUCAAAUUGCCACAAAGCAGGAAUUAUUGUAGGCAGUGUAAUAGGUGGUAUACUCGGUCUAAUCGCAAUCAUCUUUCUCAUUAUCUUUUGUUGCCGUCGAUAUCGUGGUCGACCGUCAGAAUCCAAUGCAAGUUUCAUCACUAAGAGUUCUACAAAUGAACGCAAUAAAACCUAUCAAACGUAUGAAGAAAACUAUUUCAAAAAUGGAGAUUGGAUGAGUCGAUAUUAUCAAUAUGGUCAAUGGCAUGGACCACAUCUAAUGUCAAUAACAUUCGAUCAUGCCACAGGUCGAGUAACAGGACACGGAUACGAUGAUGUUGGCAAGUUUACCAUUGACGGAACGUUCUCUGAAGAGAACCAACGAAUUGCCCUGACCAAAAUCUAUGCAUUAGGUACUGGUGAUGCUAAAGAAAACUUCGGACAUGCAGUAACUGUGCAAUUGAUAUGGAAUACGAUUCAUGGUCAAUUCGAAGGCAAAUGGUUUGUUCAAACCAAUAACUAUCGUGGUGAAGAUAAAUUCGAGUUAAAAUUUGGAGGCUCAUCCGAAUCAUUUCUUGAAAAAAGGGUCGAUUGA